GCUGCAUGGUGCCUGUGUAACCAGGAGAUGUUGCGUAUAAAGUUGAAUCACCUUAGUCAUGUUGCAUAAUCCAGCAUAUUGAUUUUAUUUAUCCCUUUUUACCGCAAUAUAGAGGCGAGCAGUUCAACAACAACUGGUCCAGAAAUAAGACCUGGUGUUCCUCAACCAGUGUGUCCAGAUAGACCUGUUCAUCUCAUGUGUUUCUGUUGUCAAAAACCAAUGCCAAAACAAGAGAACCUACCCCCUCUACCAGGAGGCAUUCCUUACGCUAAAAGUCAAAAAUGUAAGUACGGUUUCUUGUUUCUUGGGCCCUUCGGUCACACAAUCAUUAGAGCAAGGGCUUCUCAGCUUUAAGAUCGUGUGCUCGAUUCUUUCUGCAGACUCAUGACACUGCAUGUCAGAUGUGAAAAGAGUACUUUUGUACGGGUACUGUGGUUUCCUCUCACUGGGAGUGUUGACAGAGUGGGUUGGGGAUUAGCUUCUACCUUACCCUUCCGCCGUAGCUGUGCUUCGUGAUCAGACUUGAUUACUGGUUCACACUAGUCGUAAGAAUCGGGGAUUUCCAUAGUCUGUGGUCAUUGGUGUGUAAAAUGCUUUGUCUGUCGGAAAAGAAUACAAUAGAUUGCCGAAGAAUCCUGCCUGAGGCACCCUUUGAAAACCUUCACAAUUCAGCUUAGCUCUCCAUAGCGAGUAAGGAUGAUUAACAUACAUGUAUCCCUACUUAUUUACUUACCCUUUUAUAUUGCCUUAUAAAUCAGGGGCGGAUCUAGCCUCAUCUGUAAAGAGGGGUGCAGGUUUUCCAUGGAUUGAUGCAUGAGGUAGCCUUACUACUCCAUUCUCCUCUGUAUAGUCUUGCAACGCUACUAUCCCAACAUUACCAUUAUCUGAGAUAGCCAAAUUUGCAUGUUCGCUUUCCGUUACGGUUUUGCAUUGUCUUUUGUUUGUGAAGUUUAUAUCGACCUUUUGUCACGUAUGCGUGCAGACUGAACAAAAUCCGCAGCUUGUACCAAACAUUUGUCUUAAAAUUUUUUGAUGGUAUUUUUUGUAACAUGCCGGAAAAAGGCUGAACACUUGUCAACUCCAAAAGUUUUGGUGUUUUAGCUUUCAACUCUUAUUUUUUUAGUCACCAUGAAAGUACAGUAUGUAGUGUAUUAUUAUGUAUUUUGGAUUUAGGUGGAAUUUGCAGCAGAUUCUUCUGUCACUUACUGUGGAAAUGUGAUAAACCUAGCUGCCUAGGAUGCCUCAAUGAAUUUAAAGGUAACUCUUUUUAAACACGGUCAAAUUACUUGUAGAUAUGGACCCAUUGCACUGACGUCACAAAUCCUUAGAGUGUCCUCCAGAUGCUCCCUAACAAUAUCUGUUCGGGUGCAACAACCACAUACAGCGCGAAAAUUUACCAUUUUAAUACAAAAUUAUUGUAAAGUUUUUAAAAAUUUGCUUUGUUUACAACAAUUAUAUUAUGCAUAGAUUGCUAAUUUGUCCUCCAGAUGCAUCGUCGCCGGCGCUGUGACGUCAUGUGCAAUGGGUCUAUAGGUGGCAAUUGCAUAGCGUAAAUCUAAUGAUUGUGAUGUCAGAACUUGGGUGAAUAUAUGGGGUGUUUAUAGGGAGGCGAGCCAGCCCAUGCAGGUACCCGAACUAGCUCGUUUUGGCUAGCUGGUUUCAUACAGUGUGUACAUGAGACUUUUGAGGCGGGCUGGGUCACCAAAACAAACCGGUACCACUGCUCUCACCGCUAUAAAUAGUAUAAUAUAAAUCUAUUUUCUCGCGAGCAACUUUCUCGUCCAUAACCCACAGGAUCGUUCACAGAGCUCACUGACACAGGCCCCUUUUUCCCUCAUGCGUUUCGUGUUUUUCAGGUGCAGGCGGUUCUUGUAAUGUGGGUUUUUACUGUCUGAGAAACUUCUCUUUAUAAUUCAACGAUUUAUUGCUUGACACGCUUUUAGACAUCAAAUUAUACAACAACUGUCUCGAUGGAAUAAUACUGAAUAACAAAUAUGAAUCACAGAUUUUGAAGGUAAGGGAUGAGAUGGAGUACUGUUGUUGCUCCUUGUUACUAAAUUUCCUACAGAUUUGAAAUAUUGGCUAUUAAAUUAUUGACAUACAUUCGAACUUCCAUAUAGGAAGCCUGAAGCGUACGUUUUAGAGAGGUGUUCGUAUUAGAGAGGUGUCCUUAUUACAGAGUUGUCCACAUUAAAGAGAUGUCUGUAUUAGAGAGCUUCCCGUAUUUAGGAGGUACUGUAGGCAACAGACACUUCUCUAUUGACAACAGACACUUCUCUAUUGACAACAGACACUUCUCUAUUGACAACAGACACUUCUCUAUUGACAACAGACACUUCUCUAUUGACAACAGACACUUCUCUAUUGACAAUAUUAGAGAGUAAAUGUCCAUAUUAGAGAAGUGUCCGUAUUGAAAAAGUGCCGAUAUUAGAGAGAUGUUCGUAUUAGAGAUGUGUUCUUAUCGGAGCGGUGUCCGUAUUAGUGAGGUGUCCGUAUUAGAGAGGUGUGCGUAUUAGAGAAAUGCACUUGUUAGAGAGGUGUCUGUAUUAGAAAGGUACACUGUAUCUGUAUUAGAGAGAUGUCCGUAUUCGAGAGAUGCUGUCCACGACGGAGGUAGAGAGAUUUGAAUUUCUAAGAAUUAAAUUUAUUUUUUAGUAUCCCACACUUCCGACCAUUGUUAUUAAUUAAUAUGUUAAACUACUUUUCAAUAUAAGAAUUAUCUCAACGACAAAGAUUGGAGCAUCCAAGAUCUUCUUUCAAAAUGCUUGGAGAAGUUAGACUCAAAGUCGUACACCACGACAGGUAAUAUUUUUGAAAACACAAAAAAAUCGUGUUCCAUAAUCUUUUCAUUGUUUUGAAAAUCCCACCGUUCUUCAUGCCAUUUGAAUAACCUUAAACAAUUUUGAUACUGUUGGUCCCCCUAUUAAGCGGACAUUUUCGGAAAUACGGAUUUGCAGCAGCAAAUACAGCAGGACCCAGGAUGUACAGCCAACCUAUUUAGGAACAGUAGUGAUCAACGGUAAACGUGUCAUUGGAGGGGCUGCUUAUAGUGUGGAACUUCCUUGCGAGUAUAAGUUUCGAGGAGACUGGAUUUUUUUGCAUUUGCUUGAAAGACAAAUUAAAGGAAGGAAAGUUUGUUUUACGAGAUUAGUUCAAGUUAAAAUACCGCACAACAUUGAUAACAAAUACAUGUCCUGGUGAGCUGUCUUUAAAUUGAUUUUUACUAUUCAUUGUUAUGAACAUUUAAUUUAGCAAUUCAUCAGUUAUGUCCGCUUAAGGCUUUUCGGCUCAUCGGGACUCCAAGUUAAGUGUCCGCUUCCGUUUAAUAGAAGUAUCCGCUGAAUAGUGGUAAAUGAUAAUAGUGUUUUGUUAAAUCAACCAUUGGGACCCGGAGGUCUCUCCUUUUUUAUUUGGAACGGUCUAAAUGUUGUGAAAAUUGCACUCUCUCACGCGAGAAAAAGAAAGCUCUGAUUUAUCAGCGAGAUUUUACGCUAUGCCCAUAUAAAAAGUAGGACAAAUAAAGAGGGGUGUACGCUGUAGUUCCGCUUUCGAUCUGAUCAGGGUGUCGCCAUUUUUAUUUUCAUCUCAUCCGAUUCGCACUGAUUUCAGAUCUUUACGUUUUAGAUCUUGUAUUGUAUCCAGAAUUGAACUCAAAUUUUAUCCUUUGUAAUGGUUGUGCGCUCAAGAAUCUGAAGGAGCUAGCAUUUCAAUUUCGAAGAGACAUACCCAGAGCAGAACUUCCAGGUUCGUCAUUUUAAACAAAAAUCAGUCUCUAAUAUACACACGUAAAAAUCUCAUCUUGACAAUUUGUUGCUUCCUGACAAGGUUGUUGUAGGGGCGUAGCGAGCCCCAAAGUUAAGGAGUGUGUGGGGGUGUCUAAUCAUCCGGUAGUCCGGGGGUAUGGGCUAUUUUUAGGGUCUGCGAAACUCUAUUCCGUGUAUUUUAGGCACGUUUUAUUAUACUCUGAAAGACACAGAUUGUGGGUGUUUUAUGUCAUGAAACAUUAAGAGGUUACGCCCCCCCCCCAGGUUCUCCUCAUGUUUGAAAGAAUUACAAAAUUAGUCCUGAAGAUAGGUGGGGGUCUGGACCACUAUCCUCCCCGUGGCUACGCCUCUGGUCGCCAUCAAGCCUGUUUCAACUUGUUGUGUGCAGACCCGUGGCAAACUUGUUGACAAAUGACAACGAGCUCAUAUUUACUAGAACAACGAAUUGUUGACAAGUUGAUGUGGUUUUCAUGUUGCUACCAGACUUGUCACAGGAUCGUAGGUUCGUUUCUGCCAGGGGACCUAUAGUGCUGCAUUUUUUGCAAGCGUGCUUGGUUAGUUAUAAAAAGUGCAUAUACCGGGUGUCCCCCAAAAAACUAUACCCUGUUUGAUUUCAUGUAACGUAAAAUAUAUGAAAGCUAAUUCACUGUAAUAAAAAACAUUGUAUUCACAAAGGAUUAACUUAGAUUUUGAUAUAUAACAUUUAAUUUUCCAUGCGAUAUGGACGAAAAUACAAGUAUUUGAAGUUGCGAGGAGUUUUAGAAAUUGGCGAAAAAACGACUAAAAUCGCCAUAUCAAACUAACAUCGAAUCUUUUUAACUUCAGUAUUCUAUCUUUAUAAUUUUAGGUUAUUCCCUUGGAAAUUUACUUUUAAAAAUUAAACUUAAAGAUGGAUUCUUAAGAAUUAAACAAAGUCUGUAAUAAUUCAUGUUAAAAGAAAGUUCCAUUUGAUGUCCCUUGCAUGGGCUUGGGAUUCAAAUUCGCAAUGAAACAAACAUUGUCGUUAUAUUUUUUGGAUCAACAAAUGAUUCAAACGCUUUUGAUGACAUGCUUUGUAGAGCACAAUGGUGCAUUCAGGCUCAAAAACACACUUUUCAUGAUGAAUAAACUCAUAUUAGCUAAUCCUUUUGUACAUAAAUGCAUUCUUUUAGUUAGAUUCUAAUAAUUCUAAUAAAAAUAAUCAACAAGUAAACUAAAUUGGAAUUUGAUAUUCUGUUUUAUGCUAAUUUUUGACAUUUUCAGAAAUGGUAGUUCAGCUUUGAAACGUCAAUAGCUCUGUCAAUAUCGCGUGGAAAAUUAAAUGUUAUAUAUCAAAAUCUAAGUUAAUCCUUUGUGAAUACAAUGCUUUUAUUUUAGUGAAAUAGCUUUCAUAUAUUUUACGUUACAUGAAAGCAAACAGGGUAUAGUUUUUUUGGGGACACCCGGUAUAUAUAUCGUCACUGGGCUUAUCCAUCUACUUCAAUAUUCUGUUUCAACCAAGUGACGUGCAGAAAAAAUAUUACAAAAUGUUGUGAGUGGCAACAUUAUACCAACUCGAUGAUCAUGAAAUGACUACAUUGUUACCAAUUUACCAUUUUUCACAAGCUGGCUAGGUUCUUCAUCCGGAAGUAAUUCAUCCGGAAGUAUUUAAGAUAUCAGUAAUAUAUCUUUGUAGUUUGUAAUGUAUGUUUAUUUUUAGCUGCAGUUACGUCUCGAGCAGAUUGCCAUUGGGGAAAAAACUGUCGAACACAAACGAACCCGACGAAUCCUCAUCAUGCAAGGUUAGAUAAUCAAAGAUAAUCACUAAAUCAGUCAUUUAAAAACGUAGUUCUUGACAGCCGUAUUAAAGCUGCUUACUGAAGCGCUCUCCAGAAUUUGAGGUGUCAGGUUGUUCCAAUCUGUUAUAGUCCUUGGCCAGUAGGUGAAUUUGUAUGCAUCGCAAGAUGUUUGAAUGGGGAUGAAUUUCAUUGGAGGGGAGAAUCUGGACUUGAUAUAUGUUUGGUGUUGGAUGUAUUGCGGAAUAUCCAACACUGCAUGACUAUGAAGUGUGUUAUACAUAUUCAUAUAAGUCUGGCGACUUUUCCCCUCACCUCCAAUGUUGGGCACCCCAAAUGUUCCAGGACGCGAAUGGCGGACUAUGAUUGGCUGAAAAGUACUUAACGCAUAAUUUUUUAAAAAAACAGCAAAACUAAUUGAAAAUUUGAAAAUUAUAGUUUAUUUUUUUUAUUAAUAAGAUAAUUGCGAAUGGUUUUAGUGGUAAAGAUUAAGGAAUAGUAUUUUUUGUUUUCUUCGAACAAAUGUGUACCACGCUACUAAUAUGCAUUUCAAAUCAUGCAUUUCUGUUUGUUUCAAGUCUAAAUGCCAUAUAAUAAACUUUUUAUUAAUCUCGCUUGCUCGGUGUGUACAGAGAAAUAUCGGACCUCGGUCUUUUUGUACAGACCUCGCGUUCGGUUAAUAAGAAGUUAGUAACCGAGUAAACAGACCGAGCAGCGCGUCGUUGUACUUAUACCAACCAAUCUUUCUGGUAGGCCCUAUACGCGGAUCCCACACAAUGCUGGAAUAUUCCAGUAUUGGUUUUACCAGCGAUUUUAUACCCGCUGUGCUUUAGGCCUGGUUUCCAUAUGAUCGUAAUGGUCGUAAAAAUAGAGUUACGAUCUUUCUCAACGGCCAGUUUAUAAUAGUUUAUACCUUAUACAGGACCUCCCUGAAAAACACUUCGGUGAGUGGAGCUUCCUGAAUAAAUAUUAUUAUUAUUAUUAUUAUUAAACCACAUAUAAAUCAUAAGUAUUCUCUAUAUAGUUAUAAUCACUUGCGUAUUUUCAGUUCUAAAAUGUUGUAUUUCGGCUGAUGAGAAAGAUCGUGACUCAAUCUUUACGACCAUAUGGAAACCAGGCUUUAAUCCUCUCUGGGCACUUAUUGAGAUUACGUUUAAUAAAGCCUAGAGUCUUAUUAAUUAUGGUCUUUACGUUCAGCUAAGGGUCUCUGGUAGAGUUGGUGAUCGACGGUUUUUUAGGCCUGUCCUGCAUGCAUAGAGUAUAUGGAUACAUGAUGGAGUUGCUGGUCCGACAUUUGAUUGUCGCUACGGACUGACGUGAAAAGAGUCAGUCAACACUCUGCCGAAAGUCGUGGGUUUUCUCCGGGCGCUUCGGUUUCCUCCGACAGGGAAAGUUGUAGGGCUGCACCGGAUAGUGAUUUUUACUAUGCGGCCGGGUGGUACCGGAUUUGCCGGAUAUCUGGAAAAAAAUCCGGCCGCGGAUAGUUUAUUCAAUUUGAGAGCUGGAAUGGUGCUAGAAAGGAUCAAAUUCAUUCUUUUUGUCCGCUUCAUAUAUUGACCAUAUGUUAAUUCUGAAAAACACAUAUAAAGUUUAGAUGCACAAACGAAUAAAUAUUCAAAACCAGAAAACCUUAUAUAGACUUGGUUUAUAUCAAUUUCUACAUAGACAUAGUUAAAAAUACAACUGGCAAAUAAUAGAAAACUGCAACUGUAUUUCAUCGAAUGGAGAAGGCAUAUAUGGACGACUGGGAUUUUUAAACUUUUUUAAAAGUGAAAUUUUUCUUUGUCUUGUGAUGAGAAAAGACAACGAGAAAUUCCGCUCCGCGCCGAAAAUUCCGCCUAGUGGAAAACAACGGCCUUCUCACUUUGAAGGAUGGAAAUCCGGUUGCCAGUAAAUCGCCCAACUAACCAGGCUAUCCCGAUCUUGUUGUAGUGUAAUACUACUGACAUGAUCGGAUUACUCGAAAUAUCAUUACCCAUAUGGUCAUAUCGUUAAAUUCUUAACGUAUAGUAACGUAAUGUAUAGCAGACAUCACAAUAUAUUAAAGGCGUAGUUCCGACUUAAUGAUAUCAUUUUAUUUUUUAGCCGCUAUAACCACGUAUGCGAACAGAUAAGAUUCAGAUGAACGCUGAAAUACCGUAUACAUAUACACAACUCUCGAAGACGAAUACUGUAGAUAGAUGUUUAUAUUUGGUUCAUAUUUGGAUAAAGACAAGAAGUGUGCUAGUUUCGUCUUACCACGCUUUGAAGACUAUCGAUAUUUUGUACGAUGUAUUUUAUAUGAUAUAUGAAAGUCUCUUAAGCCGGUUCUCCAUGGCCACGUGCGAAUUUUUUCUCGCGAAGCGUGUUCUUUCGCCGUUGCGCAUGCGUGUUUUGUCAAUUACGUAAGUGUUAUAUGGUGCGAAAAUUCGCCAGCCGUUCGCUGCGGCGAGAAUGGGAUUUCGAAUGGUUUCUACUUUUUCGCGGCGAAUAGACCUUAUCCAUAAUGACGUCACAAGGCUUGAUGCCCGCAAGGAAUACUGGUCUUGGUAGUCAUCGCCCGGGAAAAUUUCGAUAGUGGCCAUUUUGAAUUAUUUAAUUUUCCCGGGCGAUGACUACUAAGACCAGCAUUCUCGCGGGCAUCAAGCCUUGUGACGUCAUUAUGCAUAAGGUCUAUUAUAUCUCUAGCCAAUCAGAUUUCAGAAUUUUUAUCUCGUCUGUCAUCAUCUUUCAAAAUGGCGGGAUACUCAGCAGGGAGUGUGUGAAAAUGGGGGAUGUUUGCGGCGUUUUAAACGUUGAUAUUGCUCCCGAAACAUGUACAAAUGAGGCUUCAAAUCCUCAACAGUCGUUUAAUUUUGAUAUGGAAGUCUUCCUAGAAGAAGUAAGAAAAUAUAGAUGAAUCUCUCCUUUUUUUGCCUUUCUGCAAUACGGCGAAUCCAAAAUCGUUUCUUGUACUUUAAACGUCGUUUUUGGCGUCGUUGAUAAUCUUAAUAGGUUAUUAUAGCUACGAUUCCAUGCCAUUUUGUUUUGAAUUUGAUAUUUGGCGCGAUUCUCCUAUUCCUCUAUUUUUUUCGUGGAAAUCAAACCACCUUUCGCGCGACAAUUUUCGCACGAAGAAACACGCUUGUCGAGAAAAAAAUUCGCACGUGGAAAACCGGCUAUAGGCUCGGUGGCGUAUUCAGCCCGACGAUUUGGUCCCGCUAUGCAAAUUUCAACCAUUAUCAAUCAUUACUCACUUCUUUACAAAUUGAUUGUGUUGAUAUCAAUGAUCUGGAAUCGCAGGGCCGUAGGUUCAAUUCCUACCAGAGGACCUUGUGCUGCAUUUUUCGCAGUCGUUCCUGGUCAGGUCUUAAAAUGUAUAUAUACUCACUUGGAUUACAAACCCUAACAACGGCAUUCUAAUUGUGUUGAUAGUCUAUAAACAUGGCAAUAUGUGCAUAGCGGGACUGAAUUGUUGGGCUGGCUAGGCCACUAGACUUAGUUGAAGGAGGAAAGAGUUCGAUAAAUUUUUUGCUUUUGGACAACAGUGUCUAUAUUUCUCUUUCAACACCAUCUUAUUGUUACUAAAAAUCUAAAACCUGAGUUAAAACAUUAAAGGCCUACUAUUUUCAAAUAAAAAUUGGCGAUCUAAAUAAAUUUCGCUGUUGUCAAAGCCUCGUCAGUAAUCCGUCUUAUUGUUAUGAUGAUGUCGUCAAAACAUGGCGAAUUACUGACAACAAGGCUGAAAUUUAUUUAGAUCGCCAAUUUUUAUUUGAAAAUUGUAGGAUUUUAAUGUUUUAACUCAGGCUUUAGAUUUUUAGUAACAAUAAGACUACGUUGAAAGAGAAAUAUAGACAUAUUGAUCUCGUCCAAAAACGCAGAUGUAUUUUAUAUCACAGUCACAGAAUAGAUCUCUAUUCGAUUCUGUUUUACAUAUUCUAUAUAAUAGGACGUACUUUAGCCGGACUUACUUACUUCAAGCAUGUUUAAUGGCCGAGUCGUUUAUGCGGGAGAGAGGGGGACUUAGGGAUCGGUCAUUAUUUGCGGUGGGGGUGAUACUGAAAAGAAAUGUUUCUCUUGGAAAAUAAUUGCUGAUCCAACCAUUUUUUACCCAACCUCAAAUAUCUGCAAGACGCUUUAUGCAAGCGUUAAGCCGCUGGGGC
Molecule: messenger RNA, 9639 nt
Organism: Paramuricea clavata
Lineage: Eukaryota; Metazoa; Cnidaria; Anthozoa; Malacalcyonacea; Plexauridae
Source: the annotation of a GenBank genome assembly